ACCGUGGUCCAGGUACGUGGAGGCCGCACAGCCGCGCAUACUACCAACCAGACGAUCGAUCGAUCACUGUGCAUCCAAAUUUGCGCCUUCAAUUCGAUUUCUCUAUCAGGUGCCAAACUACCCAGCUAUAUCGAUGUAUGUGUAAUGUGUGUAUAAUACAAUGUGUAAUAAAUAUAUAUGGAACUCCAUAUCACGCCCUACAAUCUUGUGCCUGCAAUACUGCAUCCCUAUUCCCCUCCUCCCUCGGUUCGUUCUGUUCCGCUGCUACUGCCGCGCCGCCGGCGACGUGAGCUCGCGACGACGACGACAUGAGCUCGGUGGUGAAGCUCGGGACGUGGGGCGGCGACGGCGGCAGCGCCUGCGACCUCACGGUGGCGCCGCAGCGGCUGGAGAGCAUCACCGUCCGCUGGGGCAAGGUCAUCGACUGGAUCUCCUUCUCCUACCGUGACCGGAGCGGGGAGCUCCACACCGCCGGGCCCUGGGGCGGCAACGGCAAAGGCGAGGGCACCGAGACGAUCUCGCUGGAGCCGUCGGAGUAUGUGACGGGAGUUGCGUGGUCAGUGGGCCCAUUCACGUUCAAGAACGUGGAGUGUUGCAUCACCUCCAUCAAGGUCAUGAGCAACCUCCGGAGCUACGGGCCUUUCGGCCAUGGGGUAGACAGCACGCACCACAGUCUGCCCGUGCUCGACGGCAGCGCCGUCGGCAUGUUCGCCCGCGCAGGGGAUUUUCUCGACGCCAUCGGCUUCUACAUCCUCCCAGCUGCUGUAAAACCUACGGACCCUAAUAACCAGGAAGAAAAAGAGAAGGACUCUAGCCAAGAAGGAAACCAAGAGGAGAAGGGGGAGCAAUCUGACCAAGAAGUAAAAGAGAAGGACUCUAGCCAUGAAGGAAAGGAGAAUGGAAAAUCGUAAUUGUAGUUUGUUUUCUAGAGAAGGAAACGUAAAGCUUGCCGGUUCUGUCGUUUGUGGGCUCUUAUCAUUCCCUUAUGUCUUGUCUAAAGAUAUAUCUUCUAUGAACAGAAAAAAGAAUAAGUAUUUUUAUUUGAUCUUGA
Messenger RNA from Sorghum bicolor (sorghum), 1051 nucleotides. RefSeq names its product protein GOS9. The transcript has 3 exons. The record is from RefSeq and is a predicted model, not a curated record. Lineage: Eukaryota; Viridiplantae; Streptophyta; Magnoliopsida; Poales; Poaceae. Bases 309 to 911 code for a protein of 200 amino acids. Gene Ontology annotation, molecular function: carbohydrate binding.